AUGCAUGUGUCCCGGGUGUCCCAUGAGCCAGAGACGUGGCAGGGCACUGAAGACUCUGACCUAUUUUUGUUGGACACCCGCGUGGUGUGGGCCUCAGAAGAAGGCUGGUUGGAAUUUGACAUCACAGCUACUAGCAAUCUGUGGGUCGUGACCCCACAGCACAACAUGGGGCUUCAGCUGAGCGUGGUGACUCGGGAUGGCCUCACCGUCAACCCUCGAGCGGCAGGCCUGGUGGGCAGAGACGGCCCUUACGACAAGCAGCCCUUCAUGGUGGCCUUCUUCAAGGUCAGCGAGGUCCACGUGCGCACCACCAGGUCGGCCCCCGGGCGGCGCCGACAGCAGAACCGCAACCGCUCCACCCAGUCCCAGGACGUGUCGCGGGGCUCCAGUGCUUCCGAUUACAACAGCAGUGAGUUGAAAACGGCCUGCAGGAAGCAUGAGCUUUAUGUGAGCUUCCAAGACCUGGGCUGGCAGGACUGGAUCAUCGCACCCAAGGGCUACGCUGCCAACUACUGUGAUGGAGAAUGCUCCUUCCCACUCAACGCGCACAUGAACGCAACGAACCACGCAAUUGUGCAGACGCUGGUUCACCUUAUGAAUCCUGAGUAUGUCCCCAAACCCUGCUGCGCGCCAACCAAACUAAACGCCAUCUCAGUUCUUUACUUUGAUGACAACUCGAAUGUCAUCUUGAAAAAAUACAGGAAUAUGGUUGUCAGAGCUUGUGGGUGCCACUAACUCGAAACCAGUUGCUGGGGACACGGCCUUGGGUUCCCAGAUGACAUCUGCCUUAACAAACAUUCAGAAGCACGGCGAAGGGGGAGGCAAGCCUUUGAAGCCGCCCCGGGCUGGCUGGUGCCUUACCGCCCAAGGAAGAACUCGAAGGGCCUCGUUAAGAAUUUGCUCACACGGUAGAGAACGUGGGCAGUUGCUGGUCUGCAGGAAGCGGGGUUCGGAUGUCUGUAGUAUGAAGUCUGGGAACUACAGAAACGUAACUUUGAAGGGUUCCCCCCAACCCUCCCCCAAAAGAAGAGCCCACCAAAAUUAGUUUUAGCUUUAGACCAAGCUAUUUGUGGUGUUAGUGAGUCAAUAGGGAAAAUAAUCUUAAAGGAGUAAGAGUACUCUUGGCUAAAGUACCAGCCGGUUCAGUAGUGUCCGUCAGAGGUCGAUCUACAUAGACAACUGGAACUGGGCGGAAAUGCCUCCCUUCACAGACGGCCUCGGUGCAGGGCAGGUUCAAGCAGGGGCAGCAGCCCGGGCCGACCCGGGGGCUGCGUGAAGUGCCUUUUCUCUCCGCCCCUGCCCUUAAUGUUUGUGCUGGAGUUCAGUCCGUGUGAAAAUACACUCACUUCGGUCAAGCCAACCGUGUCAUUUCCACACCUCAGUCCCUCCCCCCCAUUAGCUGUUCUCCUUGCUAGCGCCCAAAGUAGAGCGAGCGGGUGUUGCGGGGAGGCCAGGGGGGGCAUGCUAGCCGGGUGCCGCGGGAAACCAGCGCUGCACCUCCUCUUCUGGGAUGGCUCUCCGAAAAGCACAUUCACUCCAGGAACGCCGGCUCUACUCUUUCACCUAUUUCAGUAAAAUGGCUCUUUGCCUUUUCCUCGACAGCAUGCCAAGUGGCGGGGUUAGAUCCAGCAAAGGAAACAAAACGGGGAAGGACCGCCAGGACAGGGUCUGGAUAGGCAGGCCCUUAUGAACCCAAAUCCCAGUGUUCUCUUGUAGAAAGGAAGACUCAGAUGAAAUCGUAGAGUAUUUUUAAAGUGUCUUUUUCACGAUCAUGUACUAGGAAGCCAAUUUCAUACUAAACUGAUUAAAUAAUACAUUUAUGAUCUAAAACUGUUUGCACUUACAGCUUUUUUGUAAAUAUAAACUAUAAUUUAUUGUCUAUUUUAUAUCUGUUUUGCUGUAACAUUUAAGGAAACACCAGACUUUUUUUUUUUUUUUAAAAAGAGUUUAUUUAGAAAGUAUCAUAGUGUAAACAAAUUGUACCACUUGGAUAUUCUUUUAAUACAAGACUCAUGAUGCAAAGCUGAAGCCCCGCAUGAGGAUUGUGCUUCUCUAGAAAGUUGGGGUUUUUAAAAGACCAUCUGUGAACCAUACAUAAUUAAUAAAGAUUUCCUUUAAGGCAGA
Molecule: messenger RNA, 2124 nt
Organism: Leptonychotes weddellii (Weddell seal)
Lineage: Eukaryota; Metazoa; Chordata; Mammalia; Carnivora; Phocidae
Source: RefSeq, a predicted model, not a curated record